This is a messenger RNA of Cataglyphis hispanica, 1714 nucleotides long. It is a transcript of the gene ND-49, whose product is annotated as NADH-ubiquinone oxidoreductase 49 kDa subunit. Gene Ontology annotation, molecular function: quinone binding; NADH dehydrogenase (ubiquinone) activity; NAD binding. The transcript is spliced from 4 exons. The record is from RefSeq and is a predicted model, not a curated record. The coding region runs from base 66 to 1478 and encodes 470 amino acids. Gene Ontology annotation, biological process: mitochondrial electron transport, NADH to ubiquinone. NCBI's taxonomy places the organism in Eukaryota, Metazoa, Arthropoda, Insecta, Hymenoptera, Formicidae.
AUAUUGUGGUUUGUGGUACAAACAGGUUCAAAGAGUUUGGCACUCUUUGACGUGAUGUGAGCAUCAUGGCGGCCAGAGCGUUAGGAUCGAUCCUGCGUAAAAAUGCCGGAUUUUUCGGCGCAGGCAGAUUGUUGACAUCAAAUAACGCACCGGCAAUCGUCAAUAUCCAACAUCGCAACGGUCAUCAAUGGAAUCCGGACGCGGAGUUCAUCGAGUCGUUCAACAAGCCGUUAGUGUACAGCGAUGAGAAGCUCGACUGGAAGCCACCGACGAAGGAGUCUGCUCUUGCACAUCCGGAAGUAGCUCAACAAACCAUAGAGAAUAUAAAGCUCAACUUUGGCCCCCAACAUCCAGCCGCUCACGGUGUACUCCGGCUGAUCCUGGAGCUAGACGGCGAGAUCGUGAUCAGCGCGGAUCCACAUAUCGGUCUUCUGCAUCGCGGUACUGAGAAGCUGAUCGAGUAUAAGACCUAUAUGCAAGCACUGCCUUACUUUGAUCGCUUGGAUUAUGUGUCCAUGAUGUGCAACGAGCAGUGCUUCUCUCUGGCGAUAGAGAAGUUGCUCAACAUAGAUGUACCUCUGCGCGCAAAGUACAUUCGAGUUCUCUUUGCGGAAAUUACGAGGAUUCUCAAUCACAUUAUGGGCAUUGGAACACACGCGUUGGACAUUGGUGCUCUCACGCCCUUUUUCUGGCUGUUCGAGGAGCGCGAGAAGCUGAUGGAGUUUUAUGAACGUGUGAGCGGCGCUCGCAUGCAUGCAGCCUACAUACGACCCGGUGGAGUCUCGCUUGAUUUGCCAUUGGGUAUAAUGGACGACAUAUAUGCGUGGGCCUCGAAGUACGCGGAGCGAGUGGAUGAAGUAGAAGAUCUAUUGACGGAAAACAGAAUCUGGCGGCAACGUACGACCGAUAUCGGUGUUGUGUCCGCAGAGGACGCGCUCAAUUGGGGUUUCAGCGGCGUUAUGUUACGAGGUUCUGGAAUAAAGUGGGAUCUGAGGAAAGUUGCACCUUAUGACGCUUACGAUCGGGUCGAUUUUGACGUUCCAGUUGGCACGAACGGUGAUUGCUACGACAGGUAUCUAUGCCGCGUCGAGGAAAUGCGUCAGUCUCUGCGCAUCAUUCAUCAGUGCUUGAAUGACAUGCCCGAAGGCGAGAUACGAUGCGACGACGCCAAGAUAGUGCCACCGCGGCGGGAGGAGAUGAAAACUAGCAUGGAGGCCCUUAUCCAUCACUUCAAGUUGUUCACCCAAGGUUUCCAGGUUCCGCCGGGAGCGACUUAUACCGCGAUCGAGGCACCGAAGGGCGAGUUCGGUGUUUAUCUCGUGAGCGAUGGCAGCAGCAAGCCAUAUCGGUGCAAGAUUAAAGCGCCGGGCUUUGCUCACUUGGCGGGUCUCCAAUACAUAGGACCCAAACAUUUUCUCGCCGAUAUAGUCGCCAUCAUCGGUACACUAGACGUGGUAUUUGGCGAGAUCGAUAGAUAAGUUCUUUGAUAGUCGAUAGUAAUUUAUAUAGUAUAAACGUAUAUCUAAAAAAAAUAACGUAAGAUAGAAUCUAUGUAUAUUAUAUAUAAAAGCGUGAUAUACACAUUUGUACGUGUAUUAUACAUUGUAUGUAUGAUACACAUUUAUGUGUAAUCGCGCGCAUGUGACUACGCGGUGAGCGUAUGAAUAUUGUAUAUAUCUCGUUGCAAUAAAAAGGAAAAAUGUAACAAUUUAAA